AUGUCAGCAAAUUUGACCAACGUUCUGGCGACUGCCAGCGGCAUUUCGACUCAUGUCCUGGUAUUUCGUGUGGGCGAAUGGGACGUAGUGUCGCAUUUCGUCUUGAUAUUUUACCUCUUUCGCGUGCCCAUUUUUGAGGCUGUCAAGUUCGCAGGUUGUCACAUAUUCGGGCUUUAUCUGAGUAUUCUAGUAUAUCGGGUAUUCUAUCACAGACUGUCGAAGUACCCAGGCCCCUUUCUAGCCCGACUCACUAAUUUUUAUAUCACGAAACGGUCAAUCAAGAAGUUACACUUGUUCGAGGAGAUCCGAAAACUACACGAAGAGUAUGGAGACUACGUUCGCGUCGGCCCAUCAGAACUAUCCAUUGCGGACCCAGAGGCUGUUUUGGCUAUACACGGAUACCAAUCUCCAACUACAAAAGGUCCUUGGUAUACAUUGUUAGAGCCUCGAGCCCCCCUUAAUAUGAUACGUGACAAGGAAGAGCACGCCCGGCGUCGCAAAGUGUGGGAUCAAGGUUUUAGUACCAAAGCGCUACUCGGAUAUGAUCCUCGGAUAACUAUAGCGAUUAGCCAGUUACUCAACGUCAUCAACAAACAGCGGUCUAAACCAAUCGACAUAACCAAAUGGUUUACUUUCUUCACGUUCGACAUAAUGGAGAGUCUUGCAUUUAAUAAGUCAUCAAACAUGUUAGCAGGUGGCAACGAGGGCUACGCGCUUAGGUCCAUCCGCGGGGAAGUGUACAACUUGGCGUUUUUCUCUCAUCUACCCUGGCUUCUACCCUUCCUCAAAAGAAUCCCGCUUCUUAAUCACAGUUACUUACAGUUUUGGGCAUGGGUACAGGAUCAAAUCAAUGAAAGAGCCAAGGACGACCCAGACCAACCUGAUAUCUUCUCAUGGCUUCUAGAGGCAUAUAAUAAAAGUGCGAAAACUCGAAAGGAUCGCUUCGAUCUACACGGCGAUGCCCAUGUAAUCAUUAUCGCCGGUAGUGACACCGUAGCUGCAGCACUCACGCACGUCUUUUUUCACCUUGCGCAUGACCCGAUGCUCGUGCGAGCAUUACAACGGGAAUUUGACGCACUUCCCGACUUAACAUCUGCGAGCUUGCAAACAGUCAAUCUCCUAGAUGCAGUGAUCAACGAAACGCUGCGACUACACCCACCUGUACCAUCUGGCAAUCAACGAGUAACGCCUCCUGAAGGCUUACGCAUUGGCAACAAAUUCAUCCCCGGAAAUACAAUCGUGCAGGUGCCUCAAUACACCGUUUUUCGAGAUCCUCGAGUGUUUGACCGUCCACUGGAAUUUAUCCCCGAUCGCUGGACCACACGUCCCGAAUUGAUUAACUAUAGAUCAGCUUUCAUACCAUUUGGCUCUGGCCCCUUCGGAUGUAUUGGGAAACGAUUAGCGCUCAUAGAGAUUCGUCGAGUGGUGGCCGAGAUUGUGUCACGAUAUGACAUGAAACCUGCCCCCGAACACAACAAGGAGGCAUUCCUAGAUGGAAAAAAAGAUACUCAUACUCUUGUUUCUGGGCCGUUGCAUUUAAUAUUUGUAGAAAGAGUUUCUCUUGCACUGCCGGGGGCCUCACAGGCCCUAUAG
This is a messenger RNA of Xylaria bambusicola, 1593 nucleotides long. RefSeq names its product cytochrome P450 monooxygenase-like protein. The transcript is spliced from 7 exons. The coding region runs from base 1 to 1593 and encodes 530 amino acids. Gene Ontology annotation, molecular function: oxidoreductase activity, acting on paired donors, with incorporation or reduction of molecular oxygen; iron ion binding; heme binding. Lineage: Eukaryota; Fungi; Ascomycota; Sordariomycetes; Xylariales; Xylariaceae. The record is from RefSeq and is a predicted model, not a curated record.